Molecule: messenger RNA, 433 nt
Organism: Elephantulus edwardii (Cape elephant shrew)
Lineage: Eukaryota; Metazoa; Chordata; Mammalia; Macroscelidea; Macroscelididae
Product: histone H2B type 1-like
Exons: 1
Coding region: 4-384 (126 amino acids)
Cellular component (GO): nucleosome
Molecular function (GO): DNA binding; protein heterodimerization activity; structural constituent of chromatin
Source: RefSeq, a predicted model, not a curated record
ACAAUGCCAGAGCCAGCCAAGUCCGCUCCUGCCCCGAAGAAGGGCUCCAAGAAGGCAGUAACCAAGGCGCAGAAGAAGGAUGGCAAGAAACGCAAGCGCAGCCGCAAGGAGAGCUACUCCGUGUACGUGUACAAGGUGCUGAAGCAGGUCCACCCCGACACCGGCAUCUCCUCUAAGGCCAUGGGCAUCAUGAACUCCUUCGUCAACGACAUCUUCGAGCGCAUCGCCGGCGAGGCGUCCCGCCUGGCGCAUUACAACAAGCGCUCUACCAUCACGUCGCGGGAGAUCCAGACGGCCGUGCGCCUGCUGCUGCCCGGGGAGCUGGCCAAGCACGCCGUGUCCGAGGGCACCAAGGCCGUCACCAAGUACACAAGUUCCAAGUAAAUGCCUAUAUGCGUAAAAGGUAUUAACAACCAAAGGCUCUUUUAAGAGC